This is a messenger RNA of Vitrella brassicaformis, 5221 nucleotides long. Lineage: Eukaryota; Vitrellaceae. The record is from the annotation of a GenBank genome assembly.
GGCAUCUUUGUUGACCGCAUGUCUGUUUCUCCUUCCCUCCCCUCGUUACAUCUGUUUCUGUCCAUCUACCCACCUGCCAUCGGUGCCAUGCGCCCUUUCAUUGUACAUCCACAUCACACUGACUGACCCCCUCCCUGUGGGAUCAUUUCCACACGAUGUAUUUCUUCUGCGCCCGCGCCUGCAUCUGGGAAGUCCGCUGGUUGAUGAAGAUGAUGGUGCGGUUGUAAGCAGUGCACUGAAACCACAUAAACACAGACAGAAAGAGAGAGAGAGAGAGUCUUUGUUGCUCUCAUCAGCGAGUGUUUGGCUCUCUGACCCUGAGGAUCUGGAUGAUGUCCUCUGCGUACGGGGGGUCGGGCAUCUGUCCAGGGGGGGCCUUGCUGCGGGCCUCUUGUGCUGCCUCCUGCAAGGGGGUCAGCAGCUGCAGCACUUGCCGAUACAUGAGCAUCGCCUCGUUGAACACUGAAAGCGCUUGGAACCACCUGCAGGAUACAUACAUUCGCAAGUGACACCAGACGGGCAGACACCAUAUCUCUGCCCGUAUGUAUCUGUGUGCACACGUCGUCUCGUGCUCACCUGCCCUUGUUGUAGCGUAUUUCGGCCUCGUAGACAGUCGGCAGCACAUGGGAGGCGUGCAGACCUCCCUCCUUCGCUCCGUCCAUCGUGACGUCUCUGCAAGGAUCAGAGGUGGGGGUGGGUGGGGGUGGGCCUGGUGGUGCUGCUGCUGCUGCUGCUGCCGCUGCUGCUGAGGAUGAUGGCUCUGAGGCGGGUUGUCCUUGCCCUUGCCCCUGCCCUUGCUUCUCCUUCUCCAGCCGCUCUCGCCGCUCCUUGUCCUCGAGCAGCUUCAUGCAGCGGUGCAGCUCGCCGAACAGAUGGCGGAGCUCAACAUACUUGUACAACAUCACCUCCGCCUUCUGCACAACCUCAAGCUUGUCCUGACGACACAGACGGACAGGUGUGUGCACCCCACACACAGAGGUCUGUCUGUCUGUCUGUCUGUCUGCAGUCACCGUGGUGGUCCGUGAGGUGGCGAGGAGCGUGUAACAGACGGCGAGGCAGAGUGAGUUGAGGGGAUCCUCCGUCUUGAGCAGGUGGGCCUUUGUGUAGGCCUUGACGGCCAGGGGAUAGUUGGAAGCCAUCAGACAGAAGUGGGCGGCGAUCAUCAUGAACCCGUAAGAGUUGGGGUGCUGGUGCAGACGACGCACUAUCCACGUCCUGACAGAACAAACACAUACACACACACAUGUCUUAAGACAGACACAUGGACACAAAGGAGGUGCCUGGCUGGCUGGCUGGCUGGCGUGACCUACCUACCUCAGGUCGCGAACAUGCGGGAUGCGGUGCACAGCUGUGGUGACGGCCGGUGUGUAUGGGUGCAUGAAGAGCAGCCAGCAGAAGGCCUCGAGCACUUUGGUCGGUGGCGCCACCACCUUGUUGCCCCGCACCGAGGUCCGCACCAGCACCCACUUGACGCGCUUCAAGGCCACCGUCUGCAGCUCACGGCCGCCGGACAUACAACACUCUGUGGUGGGACGCACAUGACAUUGAAUCACACAAGAAAAUGGAUGCCUCUCUCUCCUCUCUCUCCCUGUGUGUUGCUCGCAGGGCCCACCCAAUGAGAAUUUCCGCAGCUGGAUGAGGAAGGCCUUUUUGGGUUUGUCGAUCGCGUCCCCCGAGUGCAGGCGGAGUUUCCUGUGUGAUGCGACGAUCUCCUCCAUGAGCCUGACGCCCUCCGCCACCCGACCUGCCCGCCUCAUCAGGUCGACGCCCUUGCAGAUGAGGGAGCCAUAGCCCUCAUAGCCUACCAAAUCCUCGACAGACUUGAGACCCAGCUCCUCUGAAAGGCCAACCAAGAUAACAAGACAAUGAACACACACAUGGUGCGGCUGCAGGCCUCCCCCGAUCCGUUCGUUCCCCAACCCACCUUUGCUCUUGCUGAUCAUGACGUGAGAGAAAAGCUUGUCCGUGCCAGUCCACUGCCCCCCCGCAGCCCUCCUUUUGCCCCUCCCCGCCCCGCUGCCCCGCCGCUUCCGCUUCUUGCUCUUCAUCACAAACAGCCCAUCCUCCCCCUCCUCGCCAAGCAAGUCACUGUCGUCCUCAUCCAAACCGACCGCGGCGCUCUCAUCCUGCCGAGCGAUCAGCCGCGAGGCGCGCGCGACGUCCAACUCUGAGUCGCGCACUAGGUGCAGGAAGUGCUGUAUGCACUCGGUGAUGGGGGGGAGGAGGGGAUGGGUGGUCGGCAGGGGGGCGGGGGAGGUCUGGGAGAGGAGGGUCUCGAGCUCGCUCUGCAGACGGUGGAGCAGGUCCUGUCGCUGCUGUGUGGUCAGUGCCCUGAUAACGGACAACACAACACGCACAGUGAAGCCGAAUGAGCGGCAUCAGGCAUAUAUUUGUUCGGUAAAACCGUACUUUGGGAUUUGUUUGGCCUCCAUGAUCUGGCGGAAGUUGAGCGAGAAGGAAAUGGCGUCGGCGUCUGCCCUCCUGCCCAGCCGCUGGUACACGUCAGCCAGCGGUGCGGCGAUCUCGGGCGGCAUGUUCUCGUAGCUGGGGGCGCCGAGCAGCUUCAGAGCAGUCUCGAGAAGCUCCGCUGCCUGCGCAUACUGCCCCAGCUUGAUGUGACAGUAGGCAAGCUUUGACCACACCUGCAGACAGACAUCGACACACAGCCAAUUUGUGUGCGGCCUGCCCUCAUCAGGUUAGGUGUGCAGUGCAGACCUCAAUCUCGUUUCUGGUGAGUGAGAGCUGGAGGCUGUCGACGGGGAGCUUCUGCACGAGCAUCAGUGCCUGCUGGUGCUGCUGGGGGCCGCCGUCCGCGAGCGCAUCCGCCAUGGACAGAUACAGAUCGGCGUGUGUGCUGGCGGGGUAGUGCUGCAGCACCUCCAGCACGUCGUCCGCAAGGGCAUACUGACGCACACACAUCACACAACAUACAUACAGAAGGAGAAAUAAAGAGAGAGAUGAGGACACAACACACUUCAUGGACAUACGUAUGUAUGUGUACCUACCUUCUGCAGGUGGCACGCGGCGACCCCGAGUUUGGUGACUAGGUCGGCGGGGAAGGUGUUGAGCGGCCUGUCCUGGAAGAGGCUCGUGAGGGUGUCGAAGGCCUUGCUGUACUCCUUCUGGGUGAUGUACAGCUCGCACAGCAUGUUGAGCGUGUUGGGGUCCACCUCUGCCGACGAAUCCAGCACAUCCUCCAACACCUGGGUUACCGCACCGCACGCACAGGCAAGGAAACUCUUUCUGUCUGUGUGGGUGGUGUGCGCCGUGCCGUAUUUGCUGACCUUGAUGGCCUCGAUCCGCCUGUCCAGCUUGUGGUACACCUUGGCCAGCUCACGACCGACAUCGGGAUCACCUGAAGCAAGCAAUAACACACCACAUGACGACAGACACGACUUGGAGCCAAGUCGCCCCAAUAGGGAGGGGAGGCCGCCGAUCACCUACCUUUGUGCACGUCGAACAGCGCUUGCAAGUGAUUGGCAGCCUUGACGCUGUCCUCGCGACCGCCCUGCACACAGAUACAGCCGCCCAAUGCCUGUCUGUCUGUCUGUCCGUCUGUCUGCUACCUUAGCCAGGUGGCAAAGGGCCAUUUCCCACGUGACGGUCUGGCGCUUCUGGGUGUCAUCCUUGGGCACGUUGACCAAACAACGCCCGUAACAGUGAAUCGCCUGCUGCAGGUCGCCUGCGUGAACGAACGCACACGCGCCUGUCUGUCUCCAUGCAGGCAGGCACGUGUUUCCAUUCACACCACACCCACCCACCCACCGAUUUCCUGUGCGAGCCUUGCGACGUUGAGCCACUGGUCCUCGUCCCUCUGCACCAGGCUGGCGGCGAUGAGGUAGAAGUGGACGGCCUUCUUCUUGUCGCCCAGCUCCUCGUAGAUGAGGCCCAGUGUGUGGAAGGGGUCCGACAGCCCGGGGGCCCGCCGCACGAUCUCGUUGAGCACCGUGAUGGCCUGCUGGUGCUGCUUGUUCAGGAAAUACUCGUUGGCCUCGCCGUACAUCUUGGCAAUCUGAUCAAUGGGAACAUGUGUGUGUGGAUGGAAUGGCUGUGUGAUGGGUGGGUGCAUGGGGUAAGGUGGGGUAGUUGGCCGCUGACUGACCUCUGGGGACAUCUUGGUGGGCUGCGAGGCGAAGUACUUUUUCUUCUUUCUCCUCUUGGCCUUCGCUUUGUCCUCACCACCUUCUGUGCGAACACCACACACAGGCAGACAGACAGACAGACCGAGACGCUGCAUCUGGUCAGUCGGCGUAUCACAAUCUCUGCUUACCUCCAGCAGCACCAGCAGCUGCAGCCGCCGCCGCCGCCGCCUUGGCUUUGGGUUUGCCCUUUCGUUUCUUGGGUGCGCCUGGCUCGCCGGGCCCGCCGGUGAGGAACUCAUCCACCUCACUCGAUGAGGCAGACGACUCCUCCAGCGCACCACUGACACACAGACACAUAGACGCACACAAAACAAACAGAGGGACAGCACGUUGCGGGCAAGCCGUCUGUGUGUCGAUUGGGUGUGUGUGGUGUCCAUACGUACAGUUCCGACUCUGAGGAUCGUAGGCUUUCGUCUGACGGCUUGUCCUCAAACGGGUCGUAGUCCUCAUCCGCUAUGCUAUCAUCUUCCUCCUGAUGACCACGAUGAUGAAUGCCACAGGACACACAGGAUGAAGAACACAUGAGUGCGUGCAUGCAGACAGACCCACCGCCCGACGCCCUCACCUCGCUUUCCACAUCUCCGCCCUCGCCCUCCAGGAAGAAAUCCAAGUCCUCAUCAUCGACGCCCUCCUCGUCAUCCUCCUCCUCGUCCUCAACUCCACCGGCCCCUUCCCCCGCUGCUGCAGAAGCUGCAGCCGCCGCUGCCCCAGAAGAAGCCUCAGCGCCCUCUCCCAGCGACACAUCCAUCAUAUCCUCCCCCUCCAUCUCCGCCAUCUGCCGCUUCCUCGACGCCCGAGGCCCUCUCUUGGCCUUGGCCUUGGCAGACUUGGCCUUCGCCGCGCCCUUGGUGCGCGCCUUCGGCUGGCUCUGCUGCAGCUGCGGCAGGAUGGACGCCAUAUGUGCCAUCGCGUCGUCGUCCUCGGCCAGCGGCUGGUCGGGAAAAACGAUGGGACGCGCCUUGGCGCUGGCAACGCUGCGGCGAGAGCGAGGCGCACUCAUGAUGAAAACUCACCACGGCGAUGAAUCGGGAAGGCUCAGGAGCAGCAGACACCGUUCAUUUGGUUUGGUUUGGUCAUUC